Saxophila tyrrhenica is the source of this 1161-nucleotide messenger RNA. It is a transcript of the gene ERG6, whose product is annotated as Delta(24)-sterol C-methyltransferase. The record is from RefSeq and is a predicted model, not a curated record. Gene Ontology annotation, molecular function: sterol 24-C-methyltransferase activity. The transcript has a single exon. Gene Ontology annotation, cellular component: endoplasmic reticulum. Lineage: Eukaryota; Fungi; Ascomycota; Dothideomycetes; Mycosphaerellales; Extremaceae. The coding region runs from base 1 to 1161 and encodes 386 amino acids. Gene Ontology annotation, biological process: ergosterol biosynthetic process.
AUGUCCACCAUGGCCACCUCACCCCCUCUCACACCCCUCGAAAAGCAAGACCGCGAGCGCGACGCGGCCUUCAAACAAGCCCUCCACGGCACCUCCGGCACCGAAUCCAACUCCUUCCGCGCCAUGCUCUCCAAGAACCACACUGCCCAAAACGAAGCCGUGUCCGAAUACUUCAAGCACUGGGACAACAAAGCCGCCGGCGUUGAGACAGAAGAAACCCGCAAAGCCCGACGAGACGAAUACGCCACGCUCACACGACACUACUACAACCUCGCCACCGACCUCUACGAGUACGGCUGGGCGCAGUCCUUCCACUUCUGCCGCUUCAGCAAGGGCGAGGCGUUCAAGCAGGCGCUGGCGAGACAUGAGCACUACCUCGCGCUGAAGAUGGGGAUGCAGGAGGGCAUGCGAGUGCUGGAUGUGGGAUGCGGUGUCGGCGGGCCCGCGAGGGAGAUUGCCAAGUUCACCGGCGCGAACAUCGUGGGGUUGAACAAUAACGACUACCAGAUCGAGCGGGCGACGACGUACGCGGCGAAGGAGGGGUUGAGCGGGCAGUUGAGCUACGUGAAGGGGGAUUUCAUGCAGAUGGAUUUCCCGGACAACAGCUUCGAUGCUGUGUAUGCGAUUGAGGCGACGGUGCACGCGCCGAGUUUGGAGGGGAUUUACUCGGAGAUCUUUAGGGUGUUGAAGCCCGGUGGUGUGUUUGGGGUGUAUGAGUGGUUGAUGACGGAUCAAUACGACAAUGCGAACCCGCACCACCGUGAGAUCAGGCUGGGGAUUGAGCAGGGUGAUGGGAUCAGCAAUAUGGAGAAGAUUGAGGUGGCGCUGGAUGCGAUGAAGGCGGCAGGCUUCCAGAUGGAGUUGAAUGAGGAUUUGGCGGACCGACCAGACGAGCUGCCGUGGUACUGGCCGUUGAGUGGGAACCUGAAGUAUAUGCAGUCGGUCUGGGACUUCCCAACACUGGUCCGGAUGACGCAUUGGGGCCGGGCGUUCGCGCAUCGGUUUGUCGGUCUGUUGGAGACGAUCAAGGUGGCGCCGAAGGGCACGCAGAAGACCGCCGACUCGCUUGCUUUGGCCGCCGACUGUCUUGUCGCGGGUGGAAAGGAGAAGCUGUUCACGCCGAUGUACUUGAUGGUAGGCAGGAAGCCGGAGAAGAACUGA